GUUACACAAGGACUUGAAGGACAGCCCACCGAUGGCCACAUCGCUGAACGCCAUUCCCGCUCACCUUAAGCUACAAAACGCAUCACUCGUUACGUUCAAGAAGUCUCCCGUAAAUAGCGAUGCCUUGAGUUUAAGUAACUCUACAUUCACUGAAUCGGGUCUUACGGACUGUUCGCCUAUCGAUGAUGACAACCGAUCCAUAAGAAGUGAUUUGUCCGCAGAGAGCGAUCAGUUCGUUGUCGUCGGCUUUGAGACCAUGACUCGAGAAGAAGAAGAGGACAUCUUUAGUACAAACCGUAUCGAAGCGGCCGAUGAAGUGACGGAACACUCGGUGGUUGAGUCGCCGUCUGACGACUCGGACGCCGUCGACACGAGUCCAUCCAAUUCGAUGACCGAAAAUCCACUGACCGUUACUUUGGUUCAGAUAAAGAUCCAAAAUCUAAGUCUCGCUCAACAGUCAAAAGGAUUUCAUUCAAAGAUAUUGAUGCGAACAUCGGAUGUCUUAUUGUCUGAAUUCAUUAAAAUACCGUUCAAUGAAUACCAGACACUCGUUAAUCAAAGGGUUGUGAAUAACACUAAUAAUACACUGAAUUCAGCGAAUAGUAUGAGUUCUGAAGUGAAGCUUCGGUUGGAAUCGUUUGCGAAACUCAAUUUGAAAGACGAGUUAAUCUCUGUUUUAGUCAACAAUUUGGAGCUAACGCUACACAUGGACUCAGUUAUGCUUUUAAACGAUUUCAUCACCGAUCCGGACAUGGCUUACGUCCCGCCGACUAAUAUACUGUUGAAUAACGUAUGCAUUACUCUAAUGGACGAUAAGGUGAGUGCACCGCCGCUGGCGCUCAAAGUGCCCCACCUUUCGGUCCAAAGGGAUCGAUACAAUCAAAUGACUGUCACUCCGCUCAACACAAAUGUCAGCGCACAUACGGAACAGCUAUUGAUUCCACAUUUGAAAUUACGGCUACGAAAUGGACAGAGAAGUGACUCGUCUAUUGAUUUGGCCACUAAUGAGAAGAGGGAACCAAACGAUGACAACGAUGUGUUGGAUCAGGUGUUGAAGAAGAACGAGAUUCUUACGGAACAAAUGCAGAGAUUAGUGAUAGAGAAUAUAGAGCUGAAGAAGCAAAUCAAUGAUCGUAUUCAUCAAAGUUAGACAUUAAGUACUCUCUUUCACACCACAGAUAUCCUUAAGAUGUAAACACAUUCUUCUCAACACUUUUAAAACUUUUAUUUAUUUUUAAGAAAUUUUAUUUAAAGCUAUAGUAAUAUAAAUAAUGAGACAAUUUAUAAAGUGAUACAAAUAUAGAUAAUAUAAAUUCCCAAAUAGUGUACAGUUUUUGGUAUCAAUUGUACGCUAAAUGAGUGGCUAAUUAUGGAAACACGUGUCCAUUAAUCAAUGUAUGGCUAAAAGUGUUGUUGUUUUUGCAUUCAAAGUGAUUUAUUGGCACACAAUUAGUGUCACAUCCUAUCAAUCAUGACUGGAAGUGAUGUCUUGAGCCAUACCUAUAUCUACCACUCAAUCGUUAAGACUUUAUACAACUGCUUAAAUGCAAUACAAUUUUACUCAAUAUAUCAAUAGUUUAUAAUUAUUACAAACAGUAUAUAAGGUCUUAAAUGUGUGUCUAUUUUGCGGCUAAACUGUCCCCUCAAUGGAGCC
Molecule: messenger RNA, 1654 nt
Organism: Medioppia subpectinata
Lineage: Eukaryota; Metazoa; Arthropoda; Arachnida; Sarcoptiformes; Oppiidae
Source: the annotation of a GenBank genome assembly